GUUUGGUCCCAACCUGGAAGGAGGGCGAGGGCUUCAUUGAUUGGCUCUAGCGCAUAAACCAGCAUAUAAUUAAAGGCAGUGUAAGGCAUCGUAUAAAGUGGAAAAUUUGUGCAAACUAGCCACUACACAAUAAAUAUAGGUCGCGUAGAAGAAUAAUGGAUCUGCUGAUGGCAUGUAAUACUUGUGGCGGCCGACGGGCCCGACAGAAGUAAAUAGAUCUCCGACAACUUCCCGACAGUCCAUUUUCUUAUUAAUCAGCAGGCUUCCAUAGCGUCUGGUUUUGCGCUUUAUAAAUACUCGCUCGUAGCCCAUAUUUACCGGGUUAGAAAGCACUCACUCUGUUCAGCAAACACAGUCAUCACUCGCAUAUCGGCCAGUAUGUCUCUCACUCAGAAAGCGCUCAUCGUGUCGGAGCUUGGUAAACCGGUCACCCUGGUAAGUGACUGGCCUAUUCCUGAGCCAGGCACAGACCAGGUGCAGGUGAAAGUGACUGUUGCCGGCCUCAACCCUCACGACGAGAAGAGCCGUGAUUGGGGCCUCUUCAUUCUUCGAGAUCUUAGCCCAGUCACAAAAGACUUCCCAGAUGACGCCGAUCUUCCCUCGGUUCUUACCAACGACGUCGUCGGUAGGAUCACAAAGCUGGGCCCAGGUGUCACUGAUCUUGAAGUCGGCGAUCGUAUCGUGUAUCAACCGUCAUUCGCGCCGGGUUCGAAGCAGAAUGGCCUGCAAGAAUAUGCUAUCGCAGAGUUGGGGGCUCUGGCCAAGAUUCCCGAUUCUAUUACGGACGAUGAAGCUGCUACUUUGCCUACCAACAUCAUUCCGCCUUUAGUGGCUCUGUUCGACACGUUGCAGAUCCCUGCGCCGUGGUUGCCAGCUGCUAAGGACUUUGACUACGCCAACACGACAAUUCUGGUAGUCGGAGGUGGCUCCAACUGCGGUCAAUUCGGUGUCCAGCUGGCCAAGCUCGCAAACGUUGGGCGCAUCAUAGUAGUGGGUGGGGAUCAGACCAAGUUGAAAUCCUUUGGGGCUACUCAUGUCAUCGACCGCCAUGCUGGAUACGACACAAUACUUGCCAAAAUUCGUGAUAUAGUAGGCGACGAUCUAGUGUACGCCUAUGAUGCUAUCAGCCCUCCGGAUGGACAAUUGCUCGCGCUAAAUGCACUAUCAAGCAGCAAGAAAGGCGCGCUGGCCCGUCUAAUACCUCUUGGCAAAGUUGAUGAGUCAAAAGUCCUGGGAAAGGGAGCAGGGUUCGAUGUACGUGAUGUCUUUGGCAGCUCGCAAGCGCAUCCUAAGCUUGCGGCCGAAUUCUGGUCCCGAGUCCCCUACUAUCUUGAGACCGGUCAAAUCAAGCCACAGGACUAUGUCGUGAAGAAGGGAUUGUCGGCUGACAGCGUCAACGAGGUGCUAGAUGCAUAUAAAGAAGGAAAGAGGGUUACAAAGACUCACAUUCAUUUAUAAGCAACCUACUUGUAUAUUCAAACGACCGCUAGGUCUCUAGGUAGCUGAAUUCCAGCUCGAAAAUUUCUUUAAA
This is a messenger RNA of Talaromyces proteolyticus, 1531 nucleotides long. RefSeq names its product putative alcohol dehydrogenase. NCBI's taxonomy places the organism in Eukaryota, Fungi, Ascomycota, Eurotiomycetes, Eurotiales, Trichocomaceae. The transcript has a single exon. The record is from RefSeq and is a predicted model, not a curated record. Bases 379 to 1458 code for a protein of 359 amino acids. Gene Ontology annotation, molecular function: oxidoreductase activity, acting on NAD(P)H.